Pieris macdunnoughi is the source of this 1062-nucleotide messenger RNA. The record is from the annotation of a GenBank genome assembly. NCBI's taxonomy places the organism in Eukaryota, Metazoa, Arthropoda, Insecta, Lepidoptera, Pieridae.
AUGCAUUGUGUUAGUAUUUUAUUAUUAGUUCUCUACCUGUCGUUGCCGGUGAUAGACGCGUCAACAAACAUGACGAAAAAUCUAAAAGUUCUUGUCUCUUCAAAUGAUUUCGCGGAAAGCGGCAUCAAAAUACUAGAAGAACAUUUUACAGUGCUUAAGUCUCGUUACUUUGGAUUCGGUGAUGAAGGGCUGAAUGAGAACAUGGCAGAGCUGAUGAGCCUCAUCCCAGGAUGCUCUGCUCUCAUCUGGAUCUCACAUCAUCCUAUCACCAAGGAACUGUUGGAUAAAGCUGGUCCCCAAUUAAAGCUUGUAAGUACAGCAUCAGCGGGGUACAACAACUGCAAUGUACCAGAACUCAAGGCUCGUGGCAUCAAGCUCUCUAACACACCGGAAGUGUUAAGUGGUGCCGUCGCCGAAGUCGCUGUUGCAUUGAUGAUCGCAGCUGCAAGGCGCUUUCCAGAAAAUUUAGACCAAGUGAAGAGAGGAGUAUGGGACGGCAUCGGUUUCCAAAACGUGCUCGGUCUAGAUAUGCGCGGGAGCACAAUCGGUAUUGUAGGCUUUGGCGGGAUUGGGCAGGCUACAGCCAAGCGUCUUGUGGGCUUCGAAGUUGGCAAAUUCCUGUACUCUGGCCAUCGGGAGAAACCAGAAGCUAAGGAAUACAACGCCCAGUUCGUACCACAAGAAACAUUGUUGACUGAAAGUGAUUUUAUACUACUGGCUGCACCUCUCACUGAUGAAACACGGCACAUGAUCAACAAAACCACACUAGCAAAGAUGAAGAAGAAUGCCAUUAUUGUUAACGUUGGUCGAGGAGAUCUCAUAAACCAGGAUGACUUAUACGAUGCUUUGAAGAACAAACAAAUUUACGCAGCUGGAUUGGACGUAUCCACACCAGAACCACUGCCCAAAGACCAUAAGCUGCUCACUCUCCCCAAUUUAUUCCUCCUGCCUCACAUUGGGAGUGCUACAGUGCGUACACGAAAUGACAUGGCCGAAUUAGCUGCUAAGAAUGUAGUCAACGCCUUAUAUGGAAAACCUUUAAUCACUCCUGUUUUACCUUAA